This is a messenger RNA of Spirodela intermedia, 4103 nucleotides long. The record is from the annotation of a GenBank genome assembly. NCBI's taxonomy places the organism in Eukaryota, Viridiplantae, Streptophyta, Magnoliopsida, Alismatales, Araceae.
AUGUCUUGUGAAAUCUUUCUGGCUCUUGAAGGUUACAAGUUCCACUUCGAUGGGCUAUUUCCUUUUCUGAACGGAUCGUUGACCUCAUCAGAAUCCAACAUCACUUCGCAUUAUGAAGGCAACCAGAGCUCUGAGAAUAUUCUGGAGGAUAAACCUGUCAUUACGGAUGAUGCAUUCCUACCAACAAUUAAUAAUGAGAUGUCAGGUGAUAUUUCUUUCCCACAAACAAUGAUGGUUCCUCAAAAAAAAAAAUUGUUGUAUGCCUGAUGCACGUAUCAAAGUUUCUUGGAAUUCGAGUUACUGCAAGUUCUGCUGUGUGUGCUGGGAACUUGUAAAUACAAAAAUAUGUUAUAAUUUCAAGAGUUGUCAGUACAAUUUCAUUAUUUAUUUUGACCAUCAAAUGACUCUGAUAUUUUAUUUUAUGUUAUUUUCAUUUGCGCUUUUCUCUACAACUUAGUUGAUAAGGUGUAAAGUUUGGUACAGCUAUUUUUUACAUUAUUGUUUGAUUACUAGCAUCAGGCGAAAAGAAGCAGAUUGUCUCUGUGGAAGCUGAUUCUACUCAAAAGCAAGCUUUAUUUGUUCUACAGAAACUAAAGGUUUGCCGCCUUAAUCUUAUUUUUAUUUGAUUCCAUGUUGUAAGCAGUGGCAGUUCCUUGUACGUCUCUGAAGAACAUGAUUAGCAGUCGGACCAGAAUCCAUGUGCAACCAUUAAUUUCUGGAUUUAUUUGUCUUGAACUGGGCAUCACAACGAAUUUUUUUUAUGUGCCCUGUUUGUUGAAAUAACUUUGACUUAGAUUUCGUCGGAAGCUGAUAACAUGCUAGAAACUGAAUACUUUCAAGAGGGAAAAACUGUGAUAGAUUGGGUCACUCAUUAAAAUCUAUGUCCUCCUUGCAUUAGAACUUUCCUUUAGCUGAAGUUAACGGCUUGAAAAAAAACUAUGUCCAUCCUCGCAUUUCUUUUCUGUCCCAUCUCCAAAACUAAUCUACCAGGAUAUUCAGAAGAUUUGGCCGAUAUUGACUGGAGGGUUCUCCACUUUCACAGAUGUCUGAAAAAAUUUCACGUCUUUAAACUAUGGUAAUUCUGAGGAACAGUUUAGGUGGAGCUUUCUUUAUCUUUUCAAUCCCCUCAAUCCAAACUUUGUUUUAUAUGAAUGUACUUUCAUUUGGUAAACUUUUGCAUGCGAAUUCUCUUUUGAUUUUUUCCAAACUUUGGAAUCAUGUGCAAGUUAUGCGCUUCUUCUUAUCUGCUCAUUGUGAUUUUACUCCUUGCUGAACGUGUGAAGAGAUUGAAACCCAAACAGAGGUGCCGAAAAUAUCUUGGAAUGAGAAAUACUCUGUAAACAGGCUGUGAAGCUGUGAUGUUUCAGGAGUACAUCACCCAUCUUCUCUAGAGUUUUAAAUAAGCUAGUUCGCUUUGGCCUAUAUGAUAUGGGAUAAUGAAUCGUCUAUUUUGGAAUUAUAUGAACUAGAUUUUUUACGUCGUCCUGAAUAGUAGUGAUCGGUGUUCACUCAUCUCGUGCCUGUAUAAAUUCUAGAAGAAUAUAAUGCAUAAAUCUUGGGCCAGGCUUUGCUUGAGAUAUUGUGAUUUCCACGUUAGGCACAAAAUUUAUUUCUGGCCUUACAUGAAAAAGCUCGUUAUGAUUCAUUUGUAUGUGAACAAAAUUGUGUAAUUGAUAUUAUCUUUUGUUGUCUAUAGGCACAAAAAUUUGCUUCAUUUUCAUUUGCUAUGUAUGUGGCAGAUCAUUGAAGAUGAUGUCAGGCCUGGUGAGCUGUGCACAAGGAGGGAAUAUGCAAGGUGGUUGGUUAAAGCAAACGCCCUGUUAGAAAGGUAGUUAGGGACAUAGCUGAACAUGGGCUCAUCUCCUAGAGUUAAGUUAACCCAGUUCACUCCUCUUUUUAAACCCCCACCUUUUGUGUAGGAACGCAAGGCAUAAAAUUGUUCUGCCAGAAUUAGCUGGCAGCUCUUUUUUGGCGGCAUUUGAUGAUGUCAACGCUGAUGAUCCCGAUUUCCCAUUCAUUCAAGGUGAGUGAUGUUGCCAAUCUAUUUCCAAUGAUUUUCUUCGGACAUGUUGAAUGGCUUUAGUUCCUGGGUUGACAUUAUUUUUUCUGAAAAGCCCUCGCUGAAGUUGGGAUUGUUCCAAGCAAACUUUUGGUCGCUUCGAAAUCUCAUUUUUCAGAGGAGAAUAGUUCUUUAAACCAUGGAACAUGCGAUUUUUCCCCUGAAAGGUACGUAUAUGCUAUCUACCAAUUUGUAAUGUAUAUUACAGCCCAAUCUAUAUGCGACUUUCUAACAUCAUUCUCGCAUUUUUGUGAUGAAUUUCAUGAAUCUCAUUAAAGCUCCUUGUCUCGGAUGGAUUUGUUAAACUGGAGAGCCCAGCUAGAAUACUUAUCCACUCCUGUGAUAGAGGAGAAGGUGCGCGUGAUGUGUGAAAAGAAUGCUAUUAUUUGGCCUUUUGGUUGACAUGUUUCUGCAUGGUUUUGAAUUGACUGCUCUGUAUCUUCACAUCUAAUGCCUGACUUGUUUACAGUCCAGAUGUUAAGGAAGAAUCUAGGCUUCAUGGAUUUGGAUUCCGUAGGCACAGAUGCAACUCCAGCUUUGUUCAUGGACCUUCUGGCUGAAGAUAAGAGCAUCGUUAGGACAGUUUUUGGUAUACCACUUAGCUUGCUUGUUGUCUGUCUACUGAUUAACUAUGAGAGAUCUCAUCAAAGGCAUCAAAUGAAUUUACUUAAGCUCGCUCAUUCAAUUUUUUUAUUUAAUUUUUUUAUUUAGGAUCUAGUGUGUCUUGUAAGCGGAGCUUUUUUUCCCAUGUAUUACAAAUGAACAAAAUUGUGUAAUUGAUAAAAAAUGAAAAAAACUCAUGCUUCAGAUAAAACGGGUAUCUUAGUGAUUCUCCCCGUUUUAUCUGAAGCAUGAGUUUACUUACUUUGUUUCUUGAUAUUCCUGGUAGAUCUCCCAAGUGUGAAAGGUGAUCUUCUGGCUAAUGCCUUUACUUCUGCAUCCUUCUUUGAAACAGAAAAUAUUAUGAACACAUUGUGCAUAUCAUCCAUCCAUCAUUUCCUUGAACCCUGACGAGAAAUGCUCUCAUAAUUAGAAAUCUUUUGUCUCAAAUCUCUCUAACGAUACUCCCUGAACGCAGCACGCUUCCCAUUAAAUUUCUGAAGGCGUACUCCUGAAAUCCCCACAAGGGGAUGUGCAUUCCACCCUUGAUAUCCCCAAUGGAUUUCCUUCCUAACUUGUCCCCACUAUGCAAACAGGCAACAGCCGCCGCCUCCAACCCCACAAGCCUGUGACAAAAGCUCAGGCAGUGGUCGCCCUAGCCAGUGGCCGAAUGGCGAGGGCCAUUCAAGCAGAACUGGUCCGGCAUGAAAUGGAGGACUCAUCUCAGCUAGCCCAGAUGGAGGACAUCCGGCGAGAAAUGAUUUCCGGGGGAGAAAUGAGAGCAUUCUGGGAAGGAAAGCUCGAUGAAGAGAAGGCCCGCCGCAGAAAAAUCCAGGAAGAUUAUCUCGUGGCCUUGAGUGACCUGAAAGAGGAGAAGAUCGCCCUCGAAAGGGACCUGGCCGACCACGUGAAGGAGAGGGCGGCGCUGGAUUGUCAGAGACAGCUGCUGGUCAGCCUCAGGGAAGAGGUUGAGCAGCUGCAGGGGAGGCUUGCCGACGAAAGAUCCAAUCUUUUGACCCAGAAGGAGAUUCUGGAGGAGGAAUCCACCGAACUGCGCCGCCAACAGGACGCCAUUGCCGAGGCCAAGUCGAUUCUUGAGGUCGAGAAGGAGGCGCUCAGGAUUCUCAGGUGCUCUCUCAGCUCCUCCAUGUCCUUUUUUUUUUUUUGGGUUCACUUCUGUGUGAUCCUACUUUCCAUAUUUGGCAUGAAUGAGUUAGUCUCCUGUUCCAUAUUUAGUAACCAAAGUUAUUCUGGUUGCUGUGAACUCCUGGGACCGAGGUCGUAACCUGAAGUUCUCCGCAGGUGCUGGGUUGAAGAGGAGGCGAACAAGAACCAGAUGAGAGCGAAAGUGUUGGAGGCUGCCGCGCAGAGGUGGAAGUGGAAUGGGCAGCUUAACGUUCCCCGGGCUUCCCCAACGGAUAGCAGAGACGAAUGCCAAAAAUAG